AUGAGGCAAGCUGGAAUGUAUUCAGGGAUGGUAUCUGGAGGAGGGAUAUGUGGGAGGACGGGACCGCACUCGUUGCCGUUGGCCAGGAUCAAGAAGAUCAUGAAGAAAUCAAAUGAUGAUGUGAAGAUGAUAUCUGGGGAGGCCCCCAUUGUGUUCUCCAAGGCUUGUGAGUUGUUUAUAGAGGAGAUUACAAAGAGGUCUUGGAGGAUGGCCAUGCAAGCCAAGAGGAGGACACUUCACAAAGAAGAUGUUGCUUCUGCUGUUGCAGCCACUGAUGUCUUUGACUUUCUUCUCAACCUGGUUUCUGAUCAUCAUCAUCUUUCCACUACUAACACUACUCAAGAAGAUGCUUAA
This is a messenger RNA of Cornus florida, 354 nucleotides long. RefSeq names its product nuclear transcription factor Y subunit C-3-like. Lineage: Eukaryota; Viridiplantae; Streptophyta; Magnoliopsida; Cornales; Cornaceae. Gene Ontology annotation, molecular function: protein heterodimerization activity; DNA-binding transcription activator activity, RNA polymerase II-specific. The record is from RefSeq and is a predicted model, not a curated record. The transcript has a single exon. The coding region runs from base 1 to 354 and encodes 117 amino acids. Gene Ontology annotation, cellular component: nucleus. Gene Ontology annotation, biological process: regulation of DNA-templated transcription.